CUUUCUUUUCCUCUUCGUCCUCCAGUCCAACAGGGGUCGCUGCUGGCUCGGAGCUCGGAGUAUCUGUUUUCUACAGCUGGCUCUCUUUGCUCGCUCAGAGAUUCAAAGUGCGUAGAGAGGAGGAACCUGUCCUCUGUGCAGCUGCUGCGGGUGUUGGUACAUGAGCGGAUCAGCGCCGCCGCUGAAGACUUUCUGCUGCAGGUGGAGAAAGGAAAAGGAAAGGCUCAAGUCCCGGAGCUGAGAGCAAUGCUCACCGAGCGGCUAACGGCGGCGGCUGAGGAGAUCCUCGCGGGGCUUGAGGAAACCUUGGCAGAGAACGAAGACAGAAUGGAGCAGUCCGAGUGGGAGAUCCGCCGCCAGAGGAGGCUGCUCGAUGCCGUGAUGCAGCCCGUUGUCCAGCUGCACAGAGCAGUGUGUCCGCCAGACGUCCAGCAACUGAUGGUGAUUAAAGAAGAGGUUCCCCCUGAACAGCAGCAGUGGAGACCCCUUGUGGAUCAGGAGGACCCAGAGCCCCCCCACAUUAAAGAGGAACAGAAGGAACCGUGGACCACUCAGGAUGGACAGCAGCUUCAAGGACUGGAGGAGGCUGAUAUCAAGUUCACAUUGACUCCUGUCACUGUGAAGUGUGAAGAAGAUGAAGAGAAACUUAAAUCGUCAGAGCUUCAUCCGAGUGAGACAAAGGAGAACAGCGCGGACUGUGGAGGACCAGAACCAGCCAGGAACUCAGAUCCUGAAGGACAUUUACAACUAGAUACUGAGGACAAGACUGAAGACUCUUCUGAGACUGAAGACAGUGAGGAUGAUUGGAUGGAGACCAGGGAACCUCAGACUGGUUUAAAUACAAGAAAUAACAAACAGCCUCUAAGUGAUAUGGGAUGUAAGUCAGAAGGAAAAUCGUUUAGUUGCUCUGAGUGUGGUAAAAGAUAUAACGCAAAGGUCAGUCUAAUUAGACAUGUGAUGAGUCAUACAGGAGAGAAACUGUUUAGUUGCUCUGAGUGUGGUAAAAGAUUUAACCAGAGGGGCAGUCUAAAUAGACAUAUGAGGAUUCAUACAGGAGAGAAACAGUUUAGUUGCUCUGAGUGUGGUAACAGAUUUACCCAUAGGUGCAGUCUAAAUAAACAUAUGAGGAUUCAUACAGGAGAGAAACAGUUUAGUUGCUCUGAGUGUGGUAAAAGAUUUAACCAAAGGGACAUUCUAAAUAUACAUAUGCGGAUUCAUACAGGAGAGAAGCCGUUUAGUUGCUCUGAGUGUAGUAAAAGAUUUAACCAGAAGGACCAUCUAAAUAGACAUAUGAGGAUUCAUACAGGAGAGAAACCGUUUAGUUGUUCUGAGUGUGGUAAAAGAUUUAACCGAAGGGACAGUCUAAAUAUACAUAUGCAGAUUCAUACAGAAGAGAAGUCGUUUAGUUGCUCUGAGUGUGGUAACAGAUUUACCCAAAAGGGCAGUCUAAAUAAACAUAUGAGGAUUCAUACAGGACAGAAACAGUUUAGUAGCUCUGAGUGUAGUAAAAGAUUUAGCAAUAUGGGGAAUCUAAAUAAACAUAUGAUGAGUCAUUCAGGAGAGAAACCGUUUAGUUGAUUUGAGUGUGUUAAAGAUUUAUGAUUCAGUCCUAUUGCACGAGACGUGAAGAUUCAUAAAGGAGAGAAGUAAUUCAGUUGCAACCUUUGCAACAAAAGAAUGAUUAGGAUUUAUCAGCCGAUAUUCAUAUUAUACAUAUUCAUAGUUCACUGUUUUAAAUAGAUUAUUAACAGUUUUUAUGUCCCUAGAAAACAUAACUCAUUCAAUAACACGAAAGAUGUAUUUUUAUAGAUCUUAUUUCUACUGAUUUCUACAUAAUUUAUCAAUUUUUCAUAAUGUCCAUGUCAUUUUAAGGUUAAAGUGUUAUCCUUGCUCAGUGUGAAUGUGUAUUCUUAACUAGUUAACAUGAUUAAAUAUGUUUGUUUUAAAACAAUGAUUUCUUGGCUCGCAAGCUUCAUCGACAGUUUGUGUUCUCCUUUAUGUAUCGAACGUGUUUCCAAGAAUAAAAGUCUAAUAAAAAGAUAA
Messenger RNA from Platichthys flesus (European flounder), 2043 nucleotides. Its product is annotated as oocyte zinc finger protein XlCOF6.1-like. The record is from RefSeq and is a predicted model, not a curated record. Gene Ontology annotation, biological process: regulation of cytokine production; regulation of immune system process; negative regulation of transcription by RNA polymerase II. The transcript is spliced from 2 exons. Lineage: Eukaryota; Metazoa; Chordata; Actinopteri; Pleuronectiformes; Pleuronectidae. Bases 247 to 1578 code for a protein of 443 amino acids.